This is a messenger RNA of Habropoda laboriosa, 1044 nucleotides long. Its product is annotated as odorant receptor 9a-like. Lineage: Eukaryota; Metazoa; Arthropoda; Insecta; Hymenoptera; Apidae. Gene Ontology annotation, cellular component: plasma membrane. Bases 1 to 1035 code for a protein of 344 amino acids. Gene Ontology annotation, biological process: detection of chemical stimulus involved in sensory perception of smell; sensory perception of smell. The transcript is spliced from 5 exons. Gene Ontology annotation, molecular function: odorant binding; olfactory receptor activity. The record is from RefSeq and is a predicted model, not a curated record.
AUGGAACUGGUUGGAAUUUGGCCAGAACCGAGCAGAUCUGAUCAACGAUGGCCGAAUUUCAAGGCUUUGCUGUUCAUUUUUGUGAUAAUAUUUUUUGGAACCGGACCUCAGAGCGUGAAUCUACUUUUCAUAUGGGGAGACCUUGGAUUGGUCACGGAAAAUCUGUCCACGGCUAAUAUUCCCGGCAUAAACGCCAUGAUGAAACUGAUUAUCGCCUGGCAUCACAGAGAUGCUUUCAAGCCCGUUAUAAAAUCCUUCUACGACGAUUGGAAAACCUCAAGGACCAAGGAGGAGAAGGAGACCAUGUUGAAGAGAGCCAAAUUUGCGAAACAAAUUUCCAUCUGGUGCUCAGUAUUAACCUUGACCAUGGUCACUGUUUAUCUAAGUCUUCGAGCGUGGAUCAUCUACCAGCUUGAUAGGGCAAACCAGAAACAGGAUCGUCUGCUCCUGUACCCUGGCUAUUUUCCCUUCGAUAUUCGUCCAAUAGGGGUACUACUGUCGACCAAUUUUGGCCAAGUGCUCGCAGCGUAUUCCGCUGUUAUCAGUUACACCACCGUGGAUACAUUUAUCGCGAUGCUGAUAAUGCACAUAUGCGGACAAUUUGAGAUACUGAGACAGAAAUUACGAAGGCUGAUGGAUGACGAGAAGAAGACCAGAAGCGUGGAUGAGAUUCAGAAGGAGCUGGUUUUGAUCAUAGAGAGGCAUGAGCAUCUAAAUUGGUUCGCAACUAUGAUCGAGGAUUGUUUCAACACAUUGCUAUUAAUUCAGAUGCUGCUCUGUACCGUCGAAAUAUGCUUUCAAGGCUUUUUAUUCUUCGAUAGCAGAGAAAUGAGCAAUUCCGCUUACGAGUCAAACUGGUACAACGUCUCACCUCCAGAAGCCAAGUGCCUUUUAUUUAUCAUGCACAGAACCGCUCGUCCACUUUGCUUGACUGCAGGAAAAUUCAGUACCUUCUCCAUGGAAAUGUUCAGUACUAUUCUGAAAACAGCAAUGGGAUAUCUUUCAGUUCUCCUCACAGUUACAGGUAGCGAUUGAACUUCUUCA